GGAGCAUCGUUGUUUCUACUAUCACAUAAACCCGCUGAAACCAGUCUCUCUACGCAACACAUAGGGCCAUGGAGGCUCGAGAAUUCUCACACAUAGACGCCGAAUCAAACGAGGAGACAUCCGAAAUGCUCUUCACUAAGCGCCGUUGCGGUUAUUGCAUACCUUGUUUCGGUUCCUCCAACGGAUCAUCGCCGAAUUUGAACUGGUGGAGAAGAAUCCGAACACCGGAGAGGGACGACGGAUCGUUCUGGGUUCGAGGGAUCGGCGUCUUCAAGAAGCUGCGCGAGUGGUCGGAGAUCGUCGCUGGUCCGAGAUGGAAGACUUUCAUACGACGAUUCAAUCGGAACAAGAGUGGUGUAAUCAGCAGGAAUGCGAAAUUCCAGUACGAUCCUCUGAGUUACGCGCUUAAUUUCGACGAAGGGCCAGGGCAGAACGGGAAUCCUGAGGAGGAGAUAGAUUACAUCUCUCGGAAUUUCUCGUCAAGGUAUGCUUCGGUUCCGGUGUCCGCCAAGACGUCGAUGGACCUCGGCAAGGACGAUCCCACUUUCGUUUAAUCGCCGCCGGUGGGUCGUCAGUGACAUGGUCGAUGCUAGGCUGGCUUUUGGGUGACGUUAACGGGCUUUAUUACAUGUCAUCAGUAUCUACGACUUUUUACUCUUUUAUUAAAAAUUUGGGUAAAUCCCAUUUUUCUCUUAAAGAGACAAAAAAAAUUUGGUUGCUCUUGAACAAUUAAUUUUUUCCCAUUAUUCUCACAAAAAAAUUAAAAUGUUACAAUAUAAUCUAUCUAUCUUAUUUAAGUUUGGUCGUUCAUCUAUUGGUUAAUUUAACACAAAAUAGACGGACAAUCAAACAUAAAUAAGACAAUGAAUUAUAUUGUAACGUUUUUAUUUUUUUAAAGAGAUAAUAUGAAAAAAUUAAUCAUUUGGGGGGAGAAAUUGAGAAUUAAUUUUAUCUUUUAGGGGCAAAAUGAGAUUUUUUCUAAAAAAUUAAAAUUAAAAUGAAAUUGAUGUUGUGUAU
This is a messenger RNA of Ilex paraguariensis (yerba mate), 1017 nucleotides long. The record is from the annotation of a GenBank genome assembly. Lineage: Eukaryota; Viridiplantae; Streptophyta; Magnoliopsida; Aquifoliales; Aquifoliaceae.